AUGACCCCUGUGUUUACUGGAGAAUGGAAGGCCGGUGUUGUAAAACACCACAAGGCCCUGGUCUCAUCCUGUGUUCAUUCACCCAUCCUAAAGAAACCUACCCAUCCUAAAGGAAACCUACCCACAUCCAGACUCAGAGGGAUCUGGCAUCGUCAUUACAUUCCAUCCCAGCGCAUCUAUUACGAGGAUAACACGCAGGUCUUGGAAAACUUCAGGGGACGCACGCGGUUGUUGGGACAUCUAGGUCAGAAAAACGGCACCUUAGAAAUUAAGAAGAUAAAGGAUCAUGACAACGGCCCUUUCUGUUUCCGGAUCGAAUUAGCAGAAAUAGAGACUGAUACAUCCACCACUGACAAGUUCUCCUUUGUGGAGGAUUGUGUCGCGUUCAAAAUGCUCCCUGAUCCUCCGAAACCUAAACUGAAUUACCCAAAGACGGCCAUUCAAGGACGUCCCUACACUAUCACCUGUUCAGUCACCCACUCCUGCCCCUCCUAUAACCCUGAACUCACAUGGAGUAAGGGCACCGCAGAUGAGGUGAUUGAGGUCCACAAAGACAUUGGAUCUGGCUACUGGGAGGCCGAGUCCAUCCUGACCAUCAUUCCUGAGGAGAAGGACGACCACACUGAGAUCACCUGCACAGCAACAUUUAAGGGACCGAGGACGUCCUCUGGGAAAUUGACACUCUAUGUAAAACGAGCAGAAUCUAAAGGUGAGAAGUGA
Molecule: messenger RNA, 720 nt
Organism: Cottoperca gobio
Lineage: Eukaryota; Metazoa; Chordata; Actinopteri; Perciformes; Bovichtidae
Product: myelin-associated glycoprotein-like
Source: RefSeq, a predicted model, not a curated record